AUGGCGGAAAUCCUCAACCUAUUUCCAGCACUGUCGGGAAUGAUGUCUUUACCGAAAAUCGUAUGUGAAGAUGACCCAAAAACGACAGAGGUAAAUUGCGCAAUCAGUGAUUUGACAGAUUUUUUAGAUAGAUCAGUUGAAGGUGCUUCAACGGGGUUUGCUGUCCAGGAAUUGGUGGAGGGAUUAGCACAGCUGGCUGUCCAUCCUAUUAAUAAAGAAAAGAUAAUAGAAAAGUCGUUGUCUUCCUUUUACAAAAUAUUGGAAAAAAGUAACGACAGAAGACUGACGAGUUAUGUUAGGGAAGUUCUAGACAGAUUGGGAUUCAGUGACGUAUGCCCUACUGGUACGGAACAUUGUCAUAGAGAUACGGAGAAACAAAAUAAAGGUGACUUACAUCCUGAUGAACAAAAGGAAUCUGCUGACAUUAUGCUAAUGUUAGAUGAUCUUCAAUGCGUGUUGUUGGACCGUGAGAGUUUUUGUACUAAUGACGUAGUGGAUAUCAUCAGUGGUGUAAGACAGAUGGUUUAUGGCAAUCUAAACUGUAGGCAAAAUAUAUUCCAACACAUGACUAAGAAGGAAUGGCCUGAUUUAUUUGUCCGUAUUAUAUCUGAUGUGUGGUCACUAGGCGAAGAUGUAGGCCUCUACACCAAUGAGGUGUCAUGGUCAAUCCUUGAAAAUGCAAUCACUAUGCUAACAACCUACAGCGACGCUGAUGUUGACUUUGCAGAUGCCCUCAUCGAACACGGAGCAUUAAAAUUAGUGUUUAAAAUUGCUGCUGUAUAUUAUAUUCAUCUCCUUGAAAAGGCCACUGCCCUUCAAGAAAAAGUUGCUGAAUAUCGAGGAGAGGCCAUGCAAUGGAAUAAAAAACCAGAAGCAAAUGAGCAGAAGGUGACUCACGCAGAAGACGAUUUGUUAAAACUUAAGACGACGGAGGAUAGUGUCCGCAAUAGCAGUUACUCUGACAAGCCUGACCCAGGUUCAACACCAACAACAGAAAACGCAACAACAAGAGAAGUAUUAACGAUUGUAUAAUUUUAUUAUACAAACAGCGUAAGUUGUUAUCGUUCACAAAUUAAAUGAUAAUCAAUUAAAGAUAUUGUAGUGAUAUGGCCCUUAUUUUCAUUCUCGUUUAGUGUACCGGGAGUCGUGCUUUUUACACUUUGAAGACCUGUCAGCCAGUUCGCGUGUGUCAACGAGGAUUCAACUAUUGCAUACCGAAAAGAUAG
This is a messenger RNA of Anneissia japonica, 1226 nucleotides long. RefSeq lists its product as uncharacterized. The transcript has 6 exons. Lineage: Eukaryota; Metazoa; Echinodermata; Crinoidea; Comatulida; Comatulidae. The record is from RefSeq and is a predicted model, not a curated record. Bases 1 to 1032 code for a protein of 343 amino acids.